Messenger RNA from Symbiodinium natans, 2709 nucleotides. The record is from the annotation of a GenBank genome assembly. NCBI's taxonomy places the organism in Eukaryota, Dinophyceae, Suessiales, Symbiodiniaceae.
AUGCAACGCCCUGAUGUCGAGAAAGACCAGUUCUGGGACGAUCUGCAGUCCGUCUGGGACACGCUGCCAGCGCGCGAGCCUGCGUGGAUUUUGGGUGACUUCAACGCUCGCAUUGGUCUAAACACUGAGGCUGCUCCUUCUCCAGCUGCGGAAGGCGUACAUGGACCGCAUGGCCUUGGUCAGCGCAACGCUAAUGGGGAUCGUUUUCUCCAUUUCUGCUCUGAAUCUCACCUCAAGAUUCUCAAUACUUUCUUUGCGCAUUCAGUGGAUGAGCUCACGAGCUGGGUUCACAGACGAUGGGGCACGCAAGGCAUGAUUGACUACGCAGUCGGCCGGGCGACAGACUGGUGUUUUGUUCUGGACACUCACUCACUUCCACGUGCAGAAGUCAACAGUGAUCAUCGCCUCAUGGUUUUGAAGUUGCGAGCAGCUCCAGGUCGGUAUGUACGGCAGGCCUUGACAGCUACUCGUGACACCAGACUACCACGUUUGUGUGUUGCCAAACUUCAGGAUAAGGACACCUGCGCUGAGUACGUCCAGCAGGUGGAGCGCCUGCGACAGGGCGCGCCUAGUAGUUUCCCUGCGCUGUCUCGGGACUUGUACCAGGCUGGAGUUUCUGUUUUGGGCAACGCGCAGAGCAGCGCUUCGGACUGGCGUGAUGGGCAUGAAGAUGCACUUCGGGCUAUAGCGGUGCGACGUCAGCAGGCUCUGGAUGCCCUUCAACACUCACCUGGCUCUCAGGCAUGCUUGCAGGAACUUCGGGAUGCUCGUCAUGCCUCACGUCGUGUUGUUCGUGACCUUAAGGCUCGGUGGUGGUCCAGUCGACUACAGCGCCUAGAGGCGGCUGCUCGCCGCAAUGACGCGGCCACUGCCUUUAGUGAUGCUAGAGAAAUGGGCCGCCUGCUUCGAUCACAAGGUGUUUCUGUGGAACCGCUGGCUGCGUCACCUGACGCCGACCUGGCUUCCAAAGCUGCUCAUUUUCAGGCUGUUUUGAAUGUGAGACGCCCGGUGUCUCCGACCAUAUGGGAUGCAAUUCCGGACUUGUCUUCAGACGCGGCUGACAUCUCUUGGGCUGAGCCAACAGAGCAUGAACUUCGGCGCACCAUCAUGCAGCUGUCUCACGGCAAGGCUCCCGAUGCUACUGGUGUGCACGCCGAGCUUCUGAAGGCGCUUGUUAAAACCACAGACCCUGCUGGUGACGCCGUUGUCGCUGAAUUUCACGCCUUAGUCCAGAGACUGUGGCGUGGAGAAGUGCUAGAUGUGAGCACAUGGCACACCUCGCUGUUGUUCUCCAUCUGGAAGGGCCGUGGGCUGAUCUCAGAUCUCGAUGGACAUAGAGGAGUGGUACUCUUAGAUGUGCUCAAUAAAGUGGUGUGUAAAAUGUUGGCUUCACGCUUGUCAGAGCUUGCAGAAAAACAUUGUGCUGAGUCCGAGACUGGAUAUAGGCGUGGUCGGAGCUGCACUGACUCGCUUUUCAUGAUGCGACGGCUCUUCCAGGAGUGGUCUGGCUCUCGUCCGACCCAAGCUGCUGCGAGAUCCAUCGAAGGACCAGUGCUGUUUUUGAUAUACUUUGCGGUCGUGCUGAAGGUAUGGCGCCAGCGCUGCGAUGCUACCCUUGGUACCAACCACGGUGUCCCUUGGCAGUCAGUAGUUGAUGGCACUCUUCGGUUGCCGACUUACAUACGCCGCUGUGCUUCACGAGAGCAUCGUUUUCGCGAUUCGGUCUUUGCAGACGAUACAGCUAUCUUUGCUACGAACUGGGAUGACUUCUGUCAAAUGUCGGAGCUUUUCAACAGCACAUUGCGCGACAUGGGUGGCCAUCUUAAUGCGAGCAAGACAGAAUGGCUUGAGCUGCGCUCCUUUGCUAGCAUUCCUGACGCUGCUCCGUUGCCUGGUACCAAGAUACUGACAAUUGCUGGACAUCAUAUUAGCAAGACUGCGCAGUUCAAGUACCUGGGAGCUAUCUUGGGGGUGGAUCGCACCUGUGGCGUUGAUGCUGAUGUGCGACGCCGAGUGAGUCUUGCUCAUGCGGCUUUUUCUAAGCUUAGGAGAGCGCUGCGCCUGAAGUACGCGGACAUGCAGACACUUCGUCUUGACAACGAUGCGUUGCUGGCAAGACUAGGAGUGCCGAGUGUUUUCACUCUGCUCGCUCGUCGGGCGCAAUGGCUUGGGCAUGUGGCCAGACUACCUCCGCAUCGACCUGCGCACGCUGCCCUGUUCGGCACAAUCCCAGAUCGCACCCUUCCGUCAGCCGUUGAGAUUGGGGCCCCCAGUCAUCACUACACCGGACGAGCCAAGGUGGUGAUCAGGACACUUCCGCUAGACAACUGGCAGCUAUGGUCCAGAAAGGCUCAGGACAGAGUGGCCUGGCAUAGACUUGUGGAGCAGAUCAAAGUUGCAGCUCUUGGUCGCCAUGCUCCCCGUGCUAACAGGGCCAGAGUCCACGCUCCAGGGGGUGUCGCUUUGCAGGUGGUUGCUUUUCAGUGCCCGCUCUGUCCUUACAGGGGUCGAAACUCACAAGUCAGCUUGGGUGACAUACCCGAGAACAGUGUCUUGGACGAGCCAACUCUGGCGCGGUACUGCGUGAUGGUCGCUACAAGCUACCGUGCCCACAUUGUGGGCAUGAGUUUGACACCAAGCGUGCCUUGGGAAUUCACCGGCAUCGCCAGCAACAUUGAUCCCGAUGCAGUUUUCUUCUUUUUAGCAUAG